AUGCUUUUUCUUUUUAUAUUUCUUAUUUUUUUUUUUGUCUCAACACACGGUAUUAUUGUAAGAAAAAGAAAAACAAUACAUGGAAACCCCAAUUAUGGUCUUAACUGCAACUUGCACACAACAUAUACCUCUUCAGGAGUAUGUCUAAACAGCGUUUUGAGCUUUUCAUUAGAUACAGGGAUAAUAUGCACUUCAAAUGUGAUCAAUUAUAAUGAAUUAAUUAACAAGAAAAAUUGCACCUUUGUUACAUGCCUUAAUAAUGAUUAUAGAAGCAUAUAUAACGUACUCAACACAGUAAGCAAGAAUAUCAUUCUAACUCUUAGGAAAUGGCAAAAAGAAAGAGGUAAGAAGACAAAAAAUGGAAAAAGAAUAGAUUAUUAUUUGCAAAAACUUAUGGUUAAAGGGGGUACUCUUUUAACAGCACAUAAUACAGGGAAAAUUGGAUACUUUUUAGAGACAAUUCCUUCGGUUGGUACGUUAUUUAUCAGUAGAUCAUUAUCAAUUCAACAAAAAAAGCGAAAUGUGUAUAAUAAUUUUUGGUCCAUUACAAGGAAAUCAUCAGGGAGGUGCCUUGAGGAAUUAAUAAAUUUAGAUACAAAUGCAAAAGUUGAAAAAAAAAGGAAUUCAAUAAGAAGAAAAUAUAAAAAGGAGAAAGAAACAGAAAAAAAAGUAGAUACACACAAAUGGGAGGAAGUCACUAGGAGUAUACACAGGAAAGAACAUAAAAACAAUGCUGAAUAUAAGGUGGAAUAUGGAAAUAAUGGAAUAAGAAUAAUAAAACUAUUAAAAUCUAUUUUUUUAGAUGGAAAAAAUCCCACGAAUAUGCCAAAGGGAAAAAAUAAUCUUUUGAAGAAUAUUGAACACGCAACUGAAUUUAUUGAAAAUUCUAAAACUACCGUUAAAGCUGCGACCACAUACUUUUUGUCUAACCAAACAUUUAUAAGAAGUAAAAAAACAAAAACUACGUUAAAAAUAAAGGGAAACGGUCUAGACAAUUUUAUAUAUAAGGAAAUACUUAUUUUUGAUUCCUUUGAAAACUGUGAAGGGAAUAUUAUAACUAGUAUUGCCAUAGAAGAAACAACAGCUUUUCAUAUUUUAACAAAAGUUUUUGAGAUAAAUGAAUUAGGGACGUUUACUGUUUGUAUCGUUAUAGAUACCCCAUUACCUGUUGCAUUGUUAAAUGUACAAAAUAAAUUAAUUCAACAAAUAGAAUCAUUAAGUGAUACAAAUUCUAUAUCUACAUUUAAUUGUUCUAUGGAUGAUUAUUCUAUAUUAAUUCCUAACAACAAUAAUGUAGUAAUUGUAAAAAUAGAUGAUAGUGGUAAUUUGUCACAGAAAUCGAAAAAUAUUGAACAGUUCACAAAAAUUUUACCAACAGUAACAAAUAUAUUAGCUUGUUCUUCUUCCCUAAAUUACAUUGCAUUGCUAGAUGUAAAUGUUGUCUUUAUCUUCAGUAAAGACCUUAAUGUUUUACAUGAAACAAUUGUUCACCAUUUGACUAACCCAAUUGGGAUAUUUUUAGAUAAAUAUAUUAUAUAUAUUACAGAUGCGGAUAGAAAAAAUAUUUUCCAGUAUAAAUCAAAACAUAUAUACACAAGGUUGCCUAUUUCAUCGGAAUUUCAGAAUAAAAGUGAACAUAUCAAACUGGAGAAAAAGGGAAAAACAGAAGGAGACAAAGAAGUUAAAUAUUCUUGGAUUAAAAACACAAAUGAUGAUAAGAAGAAAGGUGAAAACAUAGAAGUACCAAAAAAAAAUUCUUACAGAGACCUCAUGGGGAAAAUUUUUGCAUCAUCAGCGAAAGAUAAAAAACUAGAUUUGAAAGUGAAUGAUAAUAAUUUGGAAUUAAGCGAAAGAGAAGAAUUAUUUAAUCUGCUAAAACAUAAAACAGGAACUGUACACCUCAACGGCCUGAUGCCUAAUUAUGUCACGUUGGUUUACCCUGCAGGUAUUGUUGUAGAAGAAGAAAAAGUGUAUUUCGUGGAUUCAGUGCAACAUGUACUAUUUUGCUAUUCGCUGGAGGAGAAAAAAAUUAUACACACAUUUGGUUAUUUAAAUUCUCCAAUCAUGAGCAAUAUUGGUUUAAACAAGCCAUUUUCGUUAUCCCUAUUUAUAGUGAAGGAAAAGAAAAAAAGUCUCUUAUUUUUGAGUGAAUUGUCUAGUUCAACAAUAUUAAUAUUUGAAAUAAAUAAUUCUAUUAAAUUGUAUCUAACCUAUAGUGAUAUUGCCCUAGAUAUUGCCACUUCUAUAGUAGUAACAUCCAAAUUUUUAAUCGUCUGUGGAUUAAAACGAAAUAAAGAAAAUUACGUAAGCUAUGUUACAUAUAUAAAAAUCGAAGAGUUAUCUGAGCUCGAAAUCGAGUAUAAUUUAUUUUCUUAUUCUUUGCACUACGGUCAAAUGGUACGCAUGACACCUCUAAAAAAAAGUAGUAAUAUAACAACAUUUGCCUUGAGACAAUAUGAUGGAAAAACAAAUGAAGAUAUAGACACUGGAUUAAGUAUAAAUAAAUAUAAUGGAAUUAUAAGUGGUAAAAUAAAAAUCUCUGCUUGGUUUCAUAUGGAAAUAAAAGUAUAUGAUUAUUUUAAUGAAAAAAUAUUAAGAUUCAAAAAUUUUGUCUCCAUGUGUGCUAAAGGAUUUUUUUUUAAAUCCAAAAUUUGCGUCCCAUGUCCUGUAGGAUAUUAUAGUGUUAAUACAGAUAAACUCAUUUGCUCCAACUGUGAAAAACAUAAAAAGCAUUCAACUACAUCAUAUAGUGGAUCAAUUAACAAAAAUGAAUGUUUAUGUAAACCUGGAUACUACUUGAAGAGUAAAAAACAAUGUGAAAAAUGUCCUGCAGGAUAUUAUAAAGAUAAAGUAGGAGAUUUUAAAUGUCAGUACACAUGUGAACAUAUGAAAAUUAGUGUCGUUGAAGGAGCGACUAGCUAUGAAGGCUUAAAGUGUGCAUGUAAGGAUGGAUACUAUACAGAUAAUAAGUCGAAAUGUAUUAUUUGUCCUAUCAAUCAUUAUUGCAUAUAUAAUCCAAAAAAUCUUAUACAAAAAGCGGAUAUUAUUCAUUGUCAGGAAAAUGCCAUUACUUUAACAAGAGGAUCAAGUUCACCUAAAGAGUGUGUAUGUGCCCCUGGGUAUUAUUAUGAUGAAAAUGCACAUACCUGUAAACAAUGUGAAUACAACACCUUCAAACAAAACGGUGGUAAUAAGUCAUGUACACCGUUUAUAACUAACCCAGUAUCUACACAAAAGUUUUUACCUAAUGAAAAUUAUUUUGAACAUUCAAAUGUUCUCUUGAGAAAAACAACAAACGAUAUUUUUUCUCCAAAAAGAGGUUCAUUCUCUUUUACUAGUGCUAAGUUAUGCGAAACAGGCUAUUUCUACAGUCAUAACAAGUCCAUUUGUUCUAUAUGCAGAUAUAAUGGAUAUUGUCGAGGGUUAUAUGAAGCAGUUACUGCUUGUCCUAAAAAUUCAUUUACUGUGAAAUUAAAAAGUGUUACACCUCUGGACUGUUUAUGUGAAAAGGGAUAUGGAAGAGUAGUUGUGAAAAAACCAAAGUUUUUUGAUAUAUUUUGUGUCCCUUGUCCAUAUGACACAUUUCAGCAACAUCAUUCUUAUGGCGAAUGCAUUCCUUGUCCUGCUCAUACAUUCACUAUUUCCACAGCAUCUACUUCUAUAACAGACUGUUUACCCAAAAAUGGAUACUACAGCUUGUAUUUUCAGUAUAUAUAUGAAUAUUCAAAAAAUAAGUUAAUUCAAAAUAUUCCUCGUUUUUUGCAACAGUAUCGUCAGUAUCUGAAUGAUCAAUACAAAAAACUGGGGGGAAAAUAUUUUAAUAUAAUGCAACAAAAGGGAGGUAGUUAUAAUGACUUAAGUAAUUAUGACGCGACAAUAAGGGAUUAUACUAAUAACAUUUGUUACCCUACUGAUAAUCAGAAGGAUAAGGAAAAGUAUGUGAAUAAGAAAGAAGACCUACAAAAGGAUCACUGCAAAGUGCACGAUAAAUGGAAUUAUGCAAAUGGAUAUAAAAAUGCUAGUUCCAGAAUUAAAAUUCCCAAAAUACAAAAUAAUAUACGUAAUUUAAAAGGAAUGUAUAAUAACGUGUUUCAUACAUGUUAUCUGAAAAAUGUUAUUCUCAUGGACAGGUCAAAAAUCGUUCAAUUUAUUCAACAAAAGGGUUCUAUAUUUUCGCUAGCCAAUUCGCAAGUAGAAAACAGUCAUUCACAGAAAAUUCAGAAGAAUAAAAGUUAUCCCUUUCAAAGAAGUGUCUUCCUUUCUAGAGAAGAUAAAAAAGUGAAGUCUUCAAAAUAUGAAAGUUCAUCGUUGAACAAUGAAAAAAAUACUAUAUUGAAAAUUCAUAAUAAGGGAGAAGCACUGUUAGAUGCAACAGACAAAAUAUAUUUAGAGGAACCACAUCAGGGUGAUACAUCGAUAAUCCCAACGAAUUUAAGGGAAGUAAUGAUGAGGUCAUAUGUACGAAAAUUUAACGCCAUCGUACAGAAUCAAAGAGAUAUAGUGACUCUGAUAAAGACAAGAGAAGAAACUUACAUUGACAAUAAACAAAAGGAAAUAAUAUACACAUGUUACGAAAUUGAUAGGGAAAUAGUUCUAGAAAAAAAUGUAUACAUGUUCACUAUCCCUGAACUAGAUUUAAAAAGUUGUCUAAAUGCAUGCAUAUCUAAUAUGUACUGCACAGGUAUAGAAAUGAAUAGAACAACUUAUAAGGGGAGAAAAAACUUAUUUUUCCUCUUAAAUACAAGUUAUGGAAGAGAUCUGAUACAUUAUUACAAAUGCAAUUUAUAUUUAUAUGAGGAAAUUACCUCCUAUUAUGAAAAAGAAAACAUUAAAAAAAUUGAAAAUAUACAUAAUUAUGAUGACUCUGAAAAGAUAACUGGCUGUACAAUUAAAAAAAACGAGACCCUAAAUUUGUGGAGAGUAUAUGCUUUGGAGCUAUGUCCAAAUAACUAUUACUGCAACAAAAAAUCAUUUAAAAAAAGGAAAUGUCCCUUAAAUUCUGUCAAAAACAGCUCCCAAGGAACGAUUAAUAAUUGUUUAUGUUCACCUGGGUAUGCAUUCCAGAAAAAUUUAAACUCAUGCACUCCAUGUGAAAAAGGAACUUAUAAAAGUUCUAAGUCAAAUGACAAGUGCAAAAAAUGUCCCCUCAAUUUAACUACAAUUUCUGAAGCAUCUAAUUCCAUUUACGAUUGCAUAUGCCGAGAGGGGUAUUAUUUUGAGGGGAAUUUUAACGUUAAAUUGGUAGACACCAAAAUAGAACAAAAAAUUUUGGAAGCUAUCAAUAAAAUGAAUAAAAAUGAAAUUUUAUUUCUACCAAGUGGAGGUAAUAAAGUGAAGGAUUCAUUUUUUCAAAUGAAGUCAAUAAGAAGAAAAAAUAUACAUCCAAAAAAAAGGCAAGCAGUUUUGAGUACUAUUCCACAAGGGAUGAAAGAAAAAACGUGGAAUGGAAAAAAGGAAUCUUGGGAAGAGAUUAACAUACAUAUUUUAAAAAAUAGAGAAAUAAUAGCUUCAGUUAAAGAUACAAAUUUUAUACAAACAGAGCACACACCACGACACAUUUUUCACACCACCCAUUCAGUGGAAAAACACAACAACAGGCUAAUUAAUCCAAGGGUUGAGGCUAAAAUAGUUCAUGGACAUACAGAAAAUUUGUCUUACGGAAUGUGCACUAAGUGCCCUGAUAAAAUGUUUUGUCCAGGUUUUUGGCUUAAAAAAUUCGAAAGGGAACUUCACCACCCACCAAUAUUUUGCCCGAAAGGAUCAACAAUACCCAAAACAACGUUAGAAUCUACAGAUAUAAAUAAAUGUAUAUGUGGAAAAGGAUAUAGUAUAAAUGUAGGAAAUAACAACAACAAUGGAAGUAAUAACGAAUUGUGUGUAAAAUGUAAAGAAAGAUACUACAAAGAUGUAGUAGAUAAUUCCCCAUGUUCUGGUUUGUGUAUGGAAUCUUCAACUUCCUUCCAUGGAUCAAUUAACAAAAAACAAUGUUUCUGUUCUAGAGGUAGUUAUAUGAUACAUGAGUCUUCCCUCGAAAUGAAAUGUGUGCAUUGUCCUAAAGGAGCCCUAUGUAUUGGAGGUUUAAAAUACCAAUCGUUAAAAAAAUUAAUCAAAGAUCCAAAUUAUACUGAUAUAGAAAUUAAUGAUCACAUUAUUCCAUUCCCUCAGAAGGGUUACUUUGCCACUCUUGAAAUAAAACAUGUAGAUUUUUCAUGGUCUCCAUUAAACUCACUGAAUCAACAGAUAAAUAAUUACGAAAAAAGUGAUAUAAUAAUAAAAAAAAAAAACAUCAAAAUGAUAUUUGGUAAAAGGAUAAAAUAUAUUACCCUCGAUAGAAAGAGAAUAACAAACGAGCAGAAUAAUAAUAAAGAAAUAAAAUCAGGAAAUAAAAUAGAACUAGAUUAUUAUACGGUUGAGGAAAAGAAUACACUAGACAAAACUGGUACAAUACGUAUUUUGGUCGAUGAAAAAUUGGAAAAAUUAAAAUACAAAAACGAGUAUUUAACUGUGGAUAGAAUACCUGAUUUUCAUUUGUGUCCGAUUAGUAAAAGAUGUAUAGGAGGAGUAGACAAUUUAUGUUACCAAGGAUCAGAAGGAUAUUUAUGUAAUAAUUGUUCAGACAAUUAUGAUAUCACUUACUUUAGAUCUCAGUGUUUUAAAUGUAAAAAGGCAAUAACAGAAUUGUUAAAUUUAUUAGUUCGCAAAAUAUUUUUUUAUAUGAUAAUAAUUUUUAUAGCGUAUUUAAAUUAUUUUUGCUAUAUAAAAAGAAAUUUGGUAUUUAUUGGCAUAUUCAAAAUAUGGUAUUUUUUUAUCAUAUGUUUUUUACCUUAUGUUUAUGUAGUAGAGUCAAAAACUAAUUUACCCCCAAAUUAUCUCUUAUAUUUCGAGUUUUUUAUUACUCUACCUAUGAGAUUUAUUACACAUUAUUUUAAAUUAAAUUGUUUCGUUAACUAUUAUAGCAAUAAAAAUUAUAUAUCCAUAUGGUACAUUCAAAGAUUCAUAAAAAUUGCAGAACCAAUGAUUGAUUGUUUCCUUUUGACUAUAGUUUUUUUCUUGUUUUAUCUGAUAUAUACCCAUUUAAAUCGUGAACGAAUAACCAAAUCUCUAAAUGUAAUCACAAAGCAGAUAAAUCAAGUACACACUAAUGGAUAUAACAAACACCUGUCCAACUUCUACUAUCAUUAUUAUCAAAAGAAUGUUAUUGAUACUAUUAAUAGUAAAAACAAAAAAGACAAUUUCUCGUCUAAGAUAUGGGAUAAGAUUGCAUUUACGAACAAAUAUUCAUCAGGUGAAGAUACAUCAAAAAGAAAGAAAAGCAAGCAUAAAGAAAAAAAGGAGAAGAAAGAAAAAAAUGUAAAUAAAAAAAAAACAACAACAAAAAAUCCUCUACAUGAUAGUAGCAUGCGUUGUGAUGAUAGUACCCAGUUAACUACAUCUGAAGAUUUUUCAUCCAGCAAAAACUUCUUGAAGAAAAAAUUAUCCUAUAGUAAUGAAAACAUGUAUAAUUUUGAUGAAGAGUUGCUAAUGAAUGAAACAUCCAAUUGUUCUAUGGAGGAAAAUAUAACAAAGGGUACAUACUGGACUUACAUGUGUUCAUUAAACAUAUACAAUAUCAUGGCCUUUGGUUUAUUUCGUUAUAUACAUCCGCCUAAUAUAAGCACGUGCAGUAAAAUAAAACGCAUUAUCUCAGAUUUAAAAGUGAUUUACAUUAUUAUUUUGUAUAUAUAUUUUCCAUUUACGGUUAUUAACCUACUAGAACUUGUGUGGUGUCAACCAGUAAAGUACAAAAACAAACCACCAAUUCUGAUUCUAUAUCACAUGCCAUCUCAAGUUUGCGAUUGGAGAAACAAAUUAUUUGUAUCAGGACUUAUUUUUUCUUUUUUUUUUUUCCUAAUAUAUAUAUUUUUAUUUAUUAUGUCGCUUUAUGGAACACUGAAAAAUUUUAAAGUAUUCGGAUCUUAUGCAAAAAGUGUCAGGAGCUAUUUCUUGUUUAAUGGAUACAACUACCAGAAUAGAUGUUGGGAUUUUUUUAAUAUAGUCAAGGUAAUAUUCGUAGCAUUUUCUUUUACUUGUCAGUUACAUACAAAAAGAAGUAAUAAUUCUAAGUAUUUCAUUUGCUGUUGUGUUGUAUUUGUAUUAAUUACAGAAGUUACCUUAAUUUUAAUGUACUCUCCUUAUGAUAAAAGGUCUAAUGAUAUUUUACGAAAGUUAAGUUUAUUAUCCACAUUUUCAAUACUUAUAACAUAUUUAUCUGUCCAGUUUAGCUUUUUCUUUAACUUUUAUAUAAUUAAUAUAUUGCCCUUUAUAUUAUUUUUCUACUUUCACAUUUAUAUGUUUAAUAAAAUUGUGCUCGAAUUUGCAAUUUAUAAGAAUAUUUUAAUGAAGAUAGAGGAAAAGAAAAAUCAGCCAGAUGAAGAAAAUAUGACAGAAGGAUUGUUAAAUGAUCAGUCCUUUAUCAAUUUUUCAAAACAAAAAAGUAAAAAGACAUGGAACAACAUUGAUGAUCAUGUAGGUAAUUCCGCUAAAAAAGGAGAAUGUAAUAAUGGCUUCUCCAACGGAAGGGAAGUAAAAUUUUUUUUUUUCAAUUUUUGUUAUCCAUCUAUUAUGAAGCACUGUAACUUAUUUGAUUUCCUUUUACGAGUAAAUAAUAUCCCGUCUUAUUCCAUUUUUUUUAACGAAAAAGAGGAAGAAAUUUUUGUAUUUAAAAAAGGUUGUUCUGCAAAUACAUACGAAGAAAUAGCAAAUAAUAUAAAAAUGAAUACCAUCAAGAGAUCACAAACAGGUGCAAUUAGUUUGGAUUUAUUACAUUCAGAUUUGCUUUAUUAUAAUAUUAGAGAAUCUUCAAAACAUUCCAAUUCUAAUAUUAAUGUUGUAAACUUAAAAAAAUCGAACACCAAUUGGUUAAAAUUUGAGAGUAAAAAAAGAUUGUCUAAGAAGUUUGAAAAUUUCAUGAAGAAGGGGAAUAAUGUCUCUAUGAAAAAUAUAAGCCAUUUAAAUGGUAGUAUGAAUACAGAAAAUUCAGAGCACUAUGAUACCCAAUCAAUCAAUAUAACGCAUUUUACAAAUUGUUUAAUUGAAGCUAUCAACAUUCUGUUUGUUAAUCAGUCGUACAACCAAAUAACCGUAGAAUGGAUUAGUUUUGUUACACGAUUUUCUAUCUGUUUUAUACACUGGAUGAAAAAGCACGACGAAAAAUUAACUAACUUCGUUCCUAUAAAUACAAAACAAUUCGAAGUGAAAAAAAGAAAUCUCCUAUUUUAUUCAUUAUUUAGUUCCUAUGCAGAAAUGUACACUAUAUAUCCAAACAUUAGUAAUAAUAAAAAAUUCGAAGAGUGCAAAAAGAAGUUUAUCGAAGCAGAAAAUUUAGAACAAUUUUACUUAUACCUAAAUGAGUCAAACAAUAUGCACAAUAUAGAAGAACCACGCAUAGGCAGCCAAAGUGAAGAUGAAGAUAAAUCCGAAAGUUACACACCUUGGAAUUUUUUGGGUGAUGAAUUUUUCAGAUGUGAACAUGAUAUUGUAAAAAUGCUUUUUGAUGAAAGCGUAUUUAAAAAUUUAUCCAUCUCUAUAGUGGAAUUUUUCUUUGCUAUUUAUAUGAUUCAAUUUAUUGAAAGUAAGAGGUUAUCAAUUUUAAUUUUUUUAUUUUGCGAAAAAAAAAAAUAUUUAAAUAACGAAAGGCAGUUUUUAAAAAUGAUAGAAGCUAGGAAAAUGGAUAUUCAAUAUAUUAUGUGUACACAGGACAACAACCUCAUGUACGAUUUUGUGGAAUAUAACUAUUUGAAUGAAUAUAAUCAAAAUAUUAAAAAAAAAAUUAAAAAAUUAAAAAACUUAAUUAAAAAGAAGGAGAAUUCCUUUGUGAAACACGAACAAAUGAAAAUAGUGGCUUGUGCACAGAAAGAUAAAAUAAACAGAAUGAGCAACGCAAAUGCUUUCUUCGUUCAGACAUUGAAGAGACUAUUGGACGAUUCAUCCAUCAAGCACGUGGGAUAA
Plasmodium gonderi is the source of this 9987-nucleotide messenger RNA. RefSeq names its product cysteine repeat modular protein 3. The transcript is spliced from 2 exons. Lineage: Eukaryota; Apicomplexa; Aconoidasida; Haemosporida; Plasmodiidae. Gene Ontology annotation, cellular component: cell surface. Gene Ontology annotation, biological process: signal transduction. The coding region runs from base 1 to 9987 and encodes 3328 amino acids. The record is from RefSeq and is a predicted model, not a curated record.